CGGUGCCCUGGGCGUCCAGGAGGCGGUCCGCCCCGCCGAUGGCGCAUAAAACCGCUGGCCACCUGCCGGGCCGCUCCUCCGUGCGCUGCGGCCCGCGUCCCCGCAGUCGCUGCUUGUGUCGCCUCCGUCCCCGUCUCGGUCCCUCCACAGGCGCGGAGCCCCGCGAGCACCGCGCGGGCCCCGGGGCGCGCAGGCAUGGGCAGCCGCUCUAGAGCGCGCCGGGUGGCCGCGGCGCUGGGCUUCGUCGGGCUGCUGUGCGCCGUGCUAGGCGUUAUCAUGAUCGUGAUGGUGCCAUCGAUCAUCAAGCAGCAGGUCCUCAAGAAUGUGCGCAUUGACCCCAACAGCCUGUCCUUCAACAUGUGGAAGGAGAUCCCUGUCCCCUUCUACCUCUCCGUCUACUUUUUCGACAUCACCAACCCCAGUGAGAUCCUGCAGGGUCAGAAGCCGCAGGUGCGGGAACGUGGGCCCUACGUGUACAGGGAGUUCAGGCACAAGGACAACAUCACCUUCAACAACAAUGACACGGUGUCGUUCCUCGAGUACCGAAGCUUCCAGUUCCAGCCCGAAAAGUCCCAAGGCCUGGAGAGCGACUACAUCUUCAUGCCCAACAUCCUCGUCUUGAGUGCGGCGAUGAUGAUGGAGAAUGGGCCCAUUGGCCUGAAGCUGCUCAUGACCUUGGCAUUCAGCACCCUUGGUGAACGGGCCUUCAUGAACCGCACUGUCAGAGAUAUCAUGUGGGGCUAUGAGGACCCCCUCAUCAGCCUCAUCAACAAGUACUUCCCAAACGCAUUCCCCUUCAAGGGCAAGUUCGGGUUAUUCGCUGAGCUCAACAACUCCGAUUCCGGGCUCUUCACUGUGUUCACAGGAGUCAAAAACUUCAGCAGGAUCCACCUCGUGGACAAGUGGAACGGGCUCAGCAAGGUCAACUUCUGGCAUUCCGAUCAGUGUAACAUGAUUAACGGGACUUCUGGACAGAUGUGGGCACCAUUUAUGACUCCUGAAUCCUCGCUGGAAUUCUACAGCCCCGAGGCCUGCCGGUCCAUGAAGCUCGUCUACAAGGAGCAGGGAGUGUUUGAAGGCAUCCCCACCUUUCGCUUCGUGGCUCCCAGCACCUUGUUUGCCAACGGGUCUGUCUACCCACCCAAUGAAGGCUUCUGCCCCUGCCGGGAGUCCGGAAUCCAGAACGUCAGCACCUGCAGGUUCAAUGCACCCUUGUUUCUCUCCCAUCCUCACUUCUACAACGCUGACCCAGUCCUGGUAGAGGCAGUGUCUGGCCUCCACCCUAACCCAGAAGAGCAUUCCUUAUUCCUGGAUAUCCACCCGGUCACCGGAAUCCCCAUGAAUUGCUCUGUGAAACUGCAGCUGAGCCUCUACGUUAAGUCUGUGAAGGGCAUCGGACAAACCGGGAAGAUUGAGCCGGUGGUCCUGCCGCUGCUGUGGUUUGCAGAGAGCGGGACAAUGGAGGGUCAGACCCUUCAGACGUUCUACACCCAGCUGGUGUUGAUGCCCAAGGUGCUGCACUAUGCCCAGUACGUGCUCCUUGCCCUGGGCUGCAUCCUGCUGCUGAUCCCCAUCAUCUACCAAAUCCGGAGCCAAGGCCCCAAAGAUGCCGCCAGCCAGCCCAGCCUGGCCACUCAGCCAGACCAGCUCCCCAGCCCCUCCACCCCGCUUCUUCAGGACUCUAUCAGCGGACAGCCCACCAGUCCCAAAGUCUGAGCCCCCCCCACCUCCUGCUACCACAUGCGUGUCGCACACUGCAAACCCCCGCGGCACGUGUCCCCACGUGUGCACAGGUGUGUGCGGACACUCAGGGAUGGAGCCGCUGCUGAGGGGACUUGGGGAGAGGCUCGUCAACAAGGAUGUUCCGGAAAUUUCUCUACAAGUGAUGCACAGGCCCGACCACAGGUGCUGUGGGCAAGGGGGUCCCCUCCCUUGGGUGAGCGAGCCCGGGCUCUUAAGGACUCACGUCACCUCUCCCCAGCGGUCCUCUCUCUCUGUCUCGAAACACUGCAGCGACCGCCUGGUGGCUCACGCAGGUAGGACAGGGCCUUUACUCCUAGGGGCUGGGCACUGUCCCGAAACCCAGCUCAGGAGUGCAGACCUCUUGUCGUGGCUCAGCACUCAGCUCGGACCCAGCUGUGGCUGCAGAAACUGAGACGCAUCCGACCACAUCCUUAACCCCCUCCCUCAGGAUCGUCAUCUCCCUGAAACCUACACAGGCGCCGGGUUUGGGUGUCUGGGUCCCUUCCCUCCAGCCUAAACUGACAUCAUCCUGUACACUGAGCCGGCCACUCCCUGGCUGGGGUGGCGGGAGGCUGUGCCCGGAGCCGCCCCCCACCGGGGUCCCCAGCUAUUAGGUGCCGGGGUAGAGGUGGAGAGGCCCGGGGACCGGUCAACCUGGGUGUCUGGUCGGGUGACCC
Messenger RNA from Hippopotamus amphibius kiboko, 2420 nucleotides. It is a transcript of the gene SCARB1, whose product is annotated as scavenger receptor class B member 1. Bases 196 to 1716 code for a protein of 506 amino acids. Gene Ontology annotation, molecular function: lipid binding; low-density lipoprotein particle binding; scavenger receptor activity. Gene Ontology annotation, cellular component: caveola; cytoplasm. Lineage: Eukaryota; Metazoa; Chordata; Mammalia; Artiodactyla; Hippopotamidae. The transcript is spliced from 12 exons. Gene Ontology annotation, biological process: plasma lipoprotein particle clearance; recognition of apoptotic cell; cholesterol efflux. The record is from RefSeq and is a predicted model, not a curated record.